AUGUCCGUCCAGCUCAACCCAAGCAGCUCUCUUGGCUUCCGACGUCCCCUCACCACCCUCGUCAAGCGCUCGCUGACGAUUACGAAUAAUAACCCCCAGCCGGUAGCCUUCAAGGUCAAGACCACUGCCCCAAAGCUCUACUGCGUGAGGCCCAACUCAGGAAGGGUUGAGCCCGGCGAGAGCGUCGAUGUAUCCGUCAUGCUGCAGGCCCUCAAGGAGGAGCCACCGCUGAACACCAAGUGCAAAGACAAGUUCCUCAUCCAGAGCACCAUCAUCACUCCUGACAAAGAGACCUUGGCGCUACAUGAUAUCUGGGCGAGUCCAGAUGCAAAUGAAGAAGGCAAGGUCUUCCAGCAGAAGCUCCGUGUCACCUACCUGCCCGCAGAGGGCCAGGUCCUCGAGGAGGAGGAGGAGAAUCAAGUUGGAAUGACAUCGACACUUACCGCCAAUGAUUCAAUUUCAGCGCCGGCGACGACAAACGGCCACCAUCCAUUCGCCCUCGACUCCCAAAUCGCCCCCGCCCCGUCACAACUAUUCCAGGAAGAGCAACAACGCUCGUUCACGCCCAUCCCGGAGCCUGUCGACGCUAACGUGUCGCAAGAGACCGCCCAGCCAACUAUCCCUCCAGCCGAUGAGCCCGUUCAUCGUUCGCUAACGCCGCCUCCGCCCCAGCAACCUGAGUCCGACCGUGCUCCGUCCCCUGCAUCUAUCCCUGUUCCAGCACCCGUUACUGUACCGGCCGCUGCGCCUGCGCCCGUCCAACCUGAGCCGAUCUACAUCACGCGCGAGAACCCAGUCAACGAGGAGCUGUACGCGAAAUACAACACGGCGCUGGCGGAGAUUGAGAAACUCCAUGGACAGAUCGCCGCCCUGUCGUCGGAGGUGGCACAGGCGCAGCAACAGAUUCUGCUCUACCAGCAGCAGGCCGUUACGCAGCAGGAGCUCCGCAGGCGCACGAGAAGACUGUCGGACGCGGAUAGCGCGGCGGGAUCGGACGUUCAGACGAUGGUCGAGGAUCCACCGCUUCAGCAAGAGGGUGUGCCGUUGCAGGUUGUCGUUAUCAUCGCGCUGGGGGUGUUCGUUACGACCUAUCUUUUCUUCUAG
Messenger RNA from Cyclocybe aegerita, 1104 nucleotides. Lineage: Eukaryota; Fungi; Basidiomycota; Agaricomycetes; Agaricales; Hemipholiotaceae. The record is from the annotation of a GenBank genome assembly.